Messenger RNA from Doryrhamphus excisus (bluestripe pipefish), 1027 nucleotides. RefSeq names its product hatching enzyme 1.2-like. Gene Ontology annotation, biological process: proteolysis. Gene Ontology annotation, molecular function: zinc ion binding; metalloendopeptidase activity. The record is from RefSeq and is a predicted model, not a curated record. NCBI's taxonomy places the organism in Eukaryota, Metazoa, Chordata, Actinopteri, Syngnathiformes, Syngnathidae.
UUUUAGACGCCAGCAAAAAGAUCGUCAGGAUGACGCCACUUGUCUUUGUUGUUCUACUUCUACCUUUUACGGUCGUUUCUCCGGCCUCCAUCAAUACUGGAAAUGAUGGAAAUGAAACAGAAUUAUACACGUCUGAGAAAAUCGCAAUGGCAAACCAAAAUAUUGUAUCAAGUAAUGCCGCGGGACCACACUUGACUCAUGGGGACAUCAUGGUGGACAUGAUCGAUGACGGAGGGAUUUUGAGGAACGCUGUCCCCUGCACCGCCACCAACUGCAAAUGGCCGAAGAAUAAAAAAAAUCUGGUCAAAAUUCCCUACGAGAUCACCAGCGAUUUUUCUCGUUCGGAAGCCAAGUUCAUUAAAAACAUCCUGAAAGGCUUCAAGAGCACCACCUGCAUUCGAUUCAUCAAGAAGAAGGCAAAACACAACGACUAUUUAUCUUUUAUCUCUGCCGACGGGUGUUGGUCUUACCUCGGUCGCACGCAAAAUAAACAACAAAUCUCCUUGAGGACAAGCGGUUGUUUAUUCACGGACAUCGUGCAGCACGAGGUUCUCCACGCACUCGGGUUCCACCAUGAGCACGUUCGCUCUGACCGAGACGACAAUGUCGAGAUUCAUUUCGAAAACAUCCAAGCAGGAUUGGAAAACAACUUUCAAAUUUCUCAAACGAACAACUUGAACACCCCCUAUGACUUCGACUCAGUGAUGCAUUACAGCAGAUUCGCAUUCAGCAAAAACAACCAACCAACCAUCACUGCCAAAGACGAUUCCAUCACAACUUUUGGCACUGCGACCGAGAUGAGCGAUAACGACUACGCCCGUGUCAACAGGCUUUAUGAAUGCUAAACAUCUUGACUGAGAGAGGGCGUCGGCCUCCAGCGACCUGCAUUGUUUACGGGAACCAUAAUGAAGAAACUAUUGUACAGUUCAUUAUUUUGAAACUGGGUUUACAUAUUAGAUAUUACAUAUUACAAUGAAAUGAAUGAUUUUUGUAUUUUUUUCUCAUGAUUUUUAUGUACUCUAUUCAA